Messenger RNA from Aspergillus brunneoviolaceus CBS 621.78, 726 nucleotides. RefSeq names its product inorganic pyrophosphatase. The record is from RefSeq and is a predicted model, not a curated record. The transcript has 5 exons. Gene Ontology annotation, molecular function: inorganic diphosphate phosphatase activity; magnesium ion binding. The annotation marks the transcript as partial. Gene Ontology annotation, biological process: phosphate-containing compound metabolic process. Gene Ontology annotation, cellular component: cytoplasm. NCBI's taxonomy places the organism in Eukaryota, Fungi, Ascomycota, Eurotiomycetes, Eurotiales, Aspergillaceae.
CUCCUUUGCACACAUCUCAGGACACUUGCUCUUACCAACACACGGCGCUAUGACUUCUGAUAUCACGAUCGAGGACACUUCAGAUGCGAACCCCGGUCUAACAUGCUUGUACUUCCAGCGCAAUGGCCAGAGGAUCUCGCCAUGGCAUGACCUUCCGUCGUGGGCGGAUCGGGAGGCAAAGAUAUUGAAUAUGGUCGUGGAGAUUCCGCGACGCACAAAUGCAAAGAUGGAGACUACGAAGGAGGUCGCUCACAACCCAAUCAGGCAGGAUAUCGGAGAGGGGAAACCCAGAAAAGUGGCCGAUGUCCCGCCGUUUCAGGGCUAUCCGUGCAACUACGAUGCUAUUCCAGAGACAUGGAAAGAUCCCACGACGAUUGACCCCUACACAGGAGUGGCAGGAGACGACGACCUCCUGGAUGUCUGCGAGAUCGGCACUGGGGGGGGCUCGAUGCGGCUAGAUCAGAAAGAGCGCCUCACUGACAUCCAGGAUGUGGAAGCGCAGUUUCCCGGAUUCUUGGAGUCGUUGAAGACCUGGUAUUGCGUCUAUAAUGUGCCUGACGGACGCAGUCCCAAUCGGCUGGCGAUGGACGGCAAGCUCAUGGAUCAGCAGUUUGCAUUGAGGCUGUUAGACCAUUGUCAGAAGCGUGGAGACCGAGGAGGAGAUUCCCCAGUAGCAUUUGAGCGAUCCGGGCUGUGUAAUGAGGCGGAUUUCUCAGUUGAACGUAG